This is a messenger RNA of Rhopilema esculentum, 3011 nucleotides long. Its product is annotated as tyrosine-protein kinase Src42A. Lineage: Eukaryota; Metazoa; Cnidaria; Scyphozoa; Rhizostomeae; Rhizostomatidae. The record is from RefSeq and is a predicted model, not a curated record. Gene Ontology annotation, biological process: protein phosphorylation. Gene Ontology annotation, molecular function: protein tyrosine kinase activity; protein binding; ATP binding.
UCUACUGUUCCUGUGGUCCGUUCUUGUUGCCAGAAACUUUUUGUCUCGGUGCUUCCUGGUCCACUUAUAUCGUGUUUGUCUAGCGAAAACACCGCUAGUAUGGUGUAGUUCUGAUCCUGACAGACUGUGAAAAACAUUGCAUAACAAUUUCCCUCUCUUGGUAACAAUUGCAGCCAUUGUUGUGUUCCGUCAUCCGUGAAGGCCAUGGCAUUUUAAUCUCGCUGAAAAAUGAAAUGCAACUGUGAUUAAAGAGGCGUUUAACCAAGUUGAGAGAAGCAUGGAGAUUUGCGAGGAAAUUAGUUAUUUUGCACAGCUGCACUGAUGGGAAACAGAAUAUCAAGAUGCUACCCGUCGCGGUGCAGGAAAUAUAGGGACGACAAAACCCUUGGUGGUGAGCAAUUAUCACCAACCAAUACUGCCAGUGAUCAUCCACUUUUAGGCCCAGAAAUUAGUAGCGAAGUAGGCCAACCAGCAAAUAAAGAUGACAAUGAACAAACGAAUGAUUUGGCCCCAGUCGAGCCGGUAGCCCCACCAAAAUUGGUUUAUGUGGGGAUUUACGAUUUCAAUGGGAAGAACGAUGGGGACCUGAGUUUUACAAAAGGAGAAGAAAUCGAGAUUUUGAACAGCGCGGAAGGGGGUUGGUGGUAUGGUUUGUCUCUCAAGAGCCGGGCCGUCGGCUACGUUCCUAGCAAUUACAUCGAGCCGGUUAAUUCAUUAAAAUCGCAAGACUGGUAUUUCGGGAAACUGCGCCGUGCUCACGCCGAGAGAAUGCUCUUAAUUCAAGGCGAAAAUGGAACGUUCAUUGUUCGUGAAAGCGAGAGUCGACCAAAUGACUUUUCACUAUCAGUGAGAGACGGGGAUGGAAUAAAACAUUACAGAGUGCGCAGCCUUGACAGUGGAGGCUACUACAUCAGCACAAAGCUGCGUUUCUCUAGCCUGCCUGAGCUCAUUCACCACUAUAUGCAUAGUGCAGAUGGGCUUUCAGUUCGAUUGGUGAAGCCAUGUCCGGCAGAGUCACCAACCUUGCAUUCGCUGUCACAUAAAGACCCGUGGGAAGUACCACGGGACAGUAUUACAUUUAGCACAAUUUUAGGCAAGGGUCAGUUUGGUGAAGUAUGGGAAGGAAGGUGGAAUGGCGCUAUUGAAGUUGCAGUGAAGACAUUAAAGGCGGGCAGCAUGAGCAAGGAGGACUUCUUGAAAGAGGCAAUGGUCAUGAAAAAGUUGUCACAUCCGAAACUGGUCCAGCUUUAUGCUAUAUGCAGCGACUGUGACCCCAUCCUCAUUGUUACCGAGCUACUCCGACAUGGUAAUUUGCUGAAGUUUCUGCAAGAGAAGCAGGGGAAAUCGCUGAAGCUUCCUGAAUUGAUAGACGUGUCGGCCCAGGUCGCCUUGGGCAUGGCCUACUUAGAGAAAAACAAUUUCAUCCACCGUGAUUUAGCUGCAAGGAACGUGCUUGUUGCUGAUAAAAACAUCGUCAAAAUAGGAGACUUCGGCCUAUCGAGGUUCCUGACUGAUCAAAACGAAAUCAAGGACCAUUCUGAUAUUAAAUUUCCCAUAAGAUGGACUUCUCCAGAAGCUGCCCUGGAAAAGAAAUUCUCUACUAAAUCUGAUGUUUGGUCCUUUGGAAUUUUGUUAUACGAAAUAAUCACGUAUGGUCGAUUGCCUUACCCAGGAAUGUCCCACCAAGAGGUUCUGGCCAGCAUCAAGACCGGCUACCGGAUGCCCCAGCCAGAUGGCUGCCCCAAUGACCUUUAUCAGCACAUGCUACGGUGCUGGAAGGCCAAUCCAGAGGAACGGCCUACUUUCGAAUCGCUUAGGUUUGACUUAGAGGACUAUUUUAUCAUUGAAAAUGGUAAUUACAUGGAUACUGGCGCGCUAUGAGUUGCCUAUUCGACUUUGCGAAAUCAGGGAUAAAUUCAAGAUCAAUUGAAUUGUAACUUUGCAUUCAUCUAGAAGUUAAUCUGUGAUCCUCAUUCUAGAACUGGUCGUGCCUGAGUCUAUUUUUAGGUAUAAAUUUUGUGUCCGCUUGUAAUAUUAAGCAGUAGAAGGUAUUUUAUUGUAGAUCAUAGAUCCUGCCACUCUACCGAUUUUUGCCCCGAAUUUUAGAUUUUAAUUAGAUUAGUUAGUUUUUUUAUAAAAUAGCAGGAGGCAUGUCAUCCCCGCCCCGCGUGAAACGAGAAAUAGCUGAUUAUUGAAAUACCCAACUCAUGUAUUAUAUGACAAUUGUUGCAGAUCAAAUCUAUAUUUCCAAUGCAAUAUACAGGUAUUUGUUGUAACAAUCUCAAACAUACAUCUGAAAGAUGUAUUCAAAAUAACUAGUGAAUGGUUAUUUUAUUGUUACUGCCUCAGUAGUCUUAUUUUCAAUUAGGUCAUCUGUGAAUACACUCCUUUUUGUAAGGACAAUUUUAUAGGAAGCCUCAAAAUUUAUCAAAAGUUAAGAACAAAUUUAGAAUAAGCUGAAGUUGAGCUGCUGUGGAAUGUAAUUUUGAACAAUGUUUAUCUCAAAGGGUGCUUCUUCGGUGAACAUUUAAACUUGUCGGCAAAUAAAGAAUGUCUCACCAUUCACUAAUUAACAAUUGCACUGCUUACACCCAAGCAAGAAUAAUUUAAGAGCAACCCAACCUCAGAUAUUCGAAAAAAUUAAGAACUGCUAAGAACUGCUAGCCUAAACUUCAAUGUGCUGGUUCUUGUAAAAAAGAGUGUAUUGCGAUUUGUUGUUGAACUAGAAAACCUAAUUGCCUUUGAAUCUUAUUAAUUACGAAAUUUAAUGAAACAUUACACUUUGAGUGUAAAAAAGCCUUGAGGGACAGAUUGUCUCUUGUGUCAAUUAGUCUAUUGGAUGGAUAAUUGCCGUGUCUUCCUCACGGACAAUAGAGCUAGGUGUUUUAAUGCAGUCAACGAAAUUGACGCGAGGCCAAACGUUUCUUCUCCUGAUGACGUUUUUCCAAAAGACAUUAUUUAUUUUAUGUAUGCAGUCGAUGAUAAAUUGGUAAUUUUGUAAGUAAAUGUGA